Chlorocebus sabaeus (green monkey) is the source of this 2880-nucleotide messenger RNA. RefSeq names its product zinc finger protein 226 (gene ZNF226). Gene Ontology annotation, cellular component: nucleus. Gene Ontology annotation, molecular function: RNA polymerase II transcription regulatory region sequence-specific DNA binding; DNA-binding transcription factor activity, RNA polymerase II-specific. Lineage: Eukaryota; Metazoa; Chordata; Mammalia; Primates; Cercopithecidae. The record is from RefSeq and is a predicted model, not a curated record. Gene Ontology annotation, biological process: regulation of transcription by RNA polymerase II.
CCAACUCUAGCAUUCUGUGAUAUGUAGUCCGGAGCUCCGUGUACUCGCACAUACCUCAGCUACAGUAAGGCUGUAAACAUUUCCCCUGGAAUCCUGGGAACUACAGUCCAAUCGUUCCAGGUAGUUGUAGGCACUUCCGGCUCGAGGAAGGCAGUGCUGUGGAAUUCUGGGAAGUGUAGUCCCGGUGCUCUUGAUAAUUGCAGGCACUUCCGCCCAGGAAGACGACGUAGCAGCCAUCUUUUCCAUGGCUCUGGUGAUUCAGGUCAGCUUCUCAGGAACCUUUCAGACUUCCCCGAAAUGCGCUUGUGUCAACAACUAGCGGUCUUUUGUUUGGAGAAAAAAAGGAGUAGCGGCGAAGAACGGAGCCCUGACUUCUCAAAAAGCACUGCACAGAGGAGGAGGCAGCAGAACCCCAUCUUCUUAGGACUCUGCACUUCCCCAGAAGGAAGAAUUAAAAAUGAAUGUGUUCAAGGAAGCAGUGACCUUCAACGACAUAGCUGUGGCCUUCACGGAGGAGGAGUUGGGGCUUCUGGGCCCUGCCCAGAGGAAGCUGUACCGAGAUGUGAUGGUGGAGAACUUUAGGAACCUGCUGUCAGUGGGGCAUCAACCCUUCCAACAAGAUGUAUCACCUAUAGAAAGAAAUGAGCAGCUUUGGAUAGUGACGACAGCAACCCAAAGACAGAGAAAUUUAGGAGAGAAAAAUCAAAGUAAGUUAGUAACUAUUCAAGACAGAGAAUCAGAAGAAGAGCUUUCUUGCUGGCAAAUCUGGCAACAAAUUGCAAAUGACUUAACCAGGUGUCAAGACUCCAUGAUCAAUAAUUUUCAAUUUCACAAACAAAGUGAUUUCCCUUGCCAGGUAGGGGCAGAACUGUCUGUUCAAAUUUCCAAAGAUGAGAACUAUACAGUAAAUAAAGCAGAUGGUCCCAGUGAUACUGGGAAUCCAGAGUUUCCUAUCUUGAGAACCCAGGAUUCUUGGAGGAAAACAUUCCUGACUGAGUCACAGAGAUUGAACAGAGAUCAGCAAAUUUCCAUAAAAAAUAAAUUAUGUCAAUGUAAGAAGGGUGUUGAUCCCAUCAGUUGGAUUUCACAUCAUGAUGGUCAUAGAGUACACAAAAGUGACAAGUCUUAUAGACCCAAUGAUUACGAAAAAGACAACAUGAAGAUUUUGACAUUUGAUCAGAAUAGCAUGAUUCACACAGGACAGAAAUCUUACCAGUGUAAUGAGUGUAAAAAACCCUUCAGUGAUCUCUCCAGCUUUGAUCUUCAUCAGCAGUUACAAUCAGGAGAGAAGUCUCUUACAUGUGUUGAACGUGGAAAAGGCUUCUGUUACAGCCCAGUUCUUCCUGUUCAUCAGAAAGUACAUGUGGGAGAAAGACUUAAAUGUGAUGAGUGUGGUAAGGAAUUCAGUCAGGGCACUCAUCUGCAGACCCAUCAGAAAGUCCACGUGAUAGAGAAACCAUACAAAUGUAAGCAAUGUGGGAAAGGUUUCAGUCGUAGAUCAGCACUUAAUGUUCAUUGUAAGGUCCACACGGGAGAGAAACCUUAUAAUUGUGAGGAGUGUGGGAGGGCCUUCAGUCAGGCCUCUCAUCUUCAGGACCAUCAGAGACUCCACACUGGGGAGAAGCCAUUCAAAUGUGAUGCAUGUGGUAAGAGCUUCAGUCGGAAUUCACAUCUUCAAUCCCAUCAAAGAGUUCAUACAGGAGAGAAACCAUACAAAUGUGAGGAGUGUGGUAAGGGCUUCAUUUGUAGCUCAAAUCUUUACAUUCAUCAGAGAGUCCAUACAGGAGAAAAACCCUAUAAAUGUGAGAAAUGUGGUAAAGGCUUUAGUCGGCCUUCAAGUCUUCAGGCCCAUCAGGGAGUCCACACUGGAGAGAAGUCAUACAUAUGUACUGUAUGUGGGAAAGGCUUUACUCUGAGUUCAAAUCUUCAAGCCCAUCAGAGAGUCCACACUGGAGAGAAGCCAUACAAAUGCAGUGAGUGUGGGAAGAGCUUCAGGAGGAACUCCCAUUAUCAAGUUCAUCUAGUGGUCCACACAGGAGAGAAACCCUACAAAUGUGAGAUAUGUGGGAAGGGCUUCAGUCAAAGUUCCUAUCUUCAAAUCCAUCAGAAGGCCCACAGUGUAGAGAAACCUUUUAAGUGUGAGGAAUGUGGGCAGGGUUUCAAUCAGAGCUCACGACUUCAGAUUCACCAGCUGAUCCAUAAGGGUGAGAAACCGUACAAAUGUGAAGAGUGUGGCAAGGGAUUUAGUCGUAGAGCAGAUCUUAAAAUUCACUGUAGGAUCCACACAGGAGAGAAACCAUAUAAUUGUGAGGAGUGUGGGAAGGUCUUCAGGCAGGCCUCAAAUCUUUUGGCCCAUCAGAGAGUCCACAGUGGAGAAAAACCAUUCAAAUGUGAAGAGUGUGGGAAGAGUUUUGGUCGGAGUGCACAUCUUCAAGCCCAUCAAAAAGUCCACACUGGAGAAAAGCCAUACAAAUGUGAUGAGUGUGGGAAGGGCUUCAAGUGGAGCUUGAAUCUUGACAUGCAUCAGAGGGUGCACACGGGAGAAAAACCAUAUAAAUGUGGGGAGUGUGGUAAGUACUUCAGUCAGGCAUCAAGUCUUCAACUUCAUCAGAGUGUCCACACAGGAGAGAAACCAUACAAAUGUGAUAUGUGUGGUAAAGUCUUCAGUCGGUCUUCACAACUACAAUCUCAUCAGAGAGUUCACACUGGGGAAAAACCUUAUAAAUGUGAGAUAUGUGGUAAGAGCUUCAGUUGGAGAUCGAAUCUUACAAUUCAUCACAGAAUCCAUGUUGGUGAUAAAUCCUAUAAAAAUAAUAGGGGUGGUAAGAGCAUCAGAGAAUCCACACAGGAAAAAAAAUCCAUAAAAUGAUUAUUUGUGAA